AUUUUCAUUCCUAAUUUGUUAAUCUCAGAAUGCAGAAGACAGAAGCAUUGGCUAAUUACUGGACAUUUGAACAUUUACUCCAUCCAUGUAUCUAGAGAGCUGAAUUGUUAUUUUGCUUAGAAUUAGUAAAACAGUAAUAAUGUCUAUACAGCUUCCACGUCCAAUACCAUGGAGGAACAACAGCAUGACUCUACCGCAAAAAGAAAAUCCAAUAUCAGAACAAGCAGAAACAAUCAUAGGAAUCUAUUUGCUAUCCUUGGGUUGGAUGUCUUGGUUUGGCAACAGCAUUGUAAUAUUUAUAUUAUACAAGCAGAGAACACACUUGUUGCCCACAGAUUAUCUUACAUUUAACCUGGCAGUGUCUGAUGCCAGCAUAUCUGUAUUUGGCUAUUCUAGGGGCAUCAUAGAGAUCUUUAAUGUCUUCAGAGAUGAUGGUUUUCUUAUCACCUCAAUAUGGACAUGCCAGGUUGAUGGUUUUCUUACUCUGCUGUUUGGUUUGGCCAGUAUAAACACACUAACUCUUAUCAGUGUAACUCGCUAUAUUAAAGGAUGUCAUCCUCAAAGAGCCAACUGCAUUAGCAAAAACAGCAUUGCUGUGUCCCUGGUACUUAUAUGGAUUGCAGCCUUGUUUUGGUCAGCAGCUCCACUUCUAGGAUGGGGAAGCUAUAGAGAUCGUUUGUAUGGAACAUGUGAAAUAGACUGGACUAAAGCCAGUUUCUCCACUAUAUUCAAGUCUUAUAUUGUGUCCAUAUUUAUUUGCUGUUUCUUCCUGCCUGUUAUGGUCAUGGUCUUUUGCUAUGUUUCUAUUAUCAACACUGUUAAAUCAAGUCGUGCUUUAACUGAAGCAAAUUUAUCAGACAGACAAAGAAAGAUGGAACGAGAUGUAACCAGGGUUUCCAUCGUCAUUUGCACAGCCUUUAUAAUUGCCUGGUCUCCCUAUGCUGUGAUAUCUAUGUGGUCAGCAUGGGGAUAUUUUGUUCCCAAUCUUACCAGUAUACUAGCAGCUCUUUUUGCAAAAUCUGCCAGUUUCUACAAUCCUCUGAUUUAUUUUGGGAUGAGCUCUAAGUUCAGAAAGGACCUUGGCAUCUUGCUUCCAUGCACAAAGGCAAGCGGUAAGAACCCUGUCAGACUAAAACGCUUCAAACGUCUGAAACAUAAACAGGACCCCAAUGCUAAUUUCAAAGAACAGAAACAUAUUGAGCAUCCUGAAGAAGUACCAAAGGUAGCACCAAGUCAAGACUCUGGAGUGGGAAGUCCCAGCAAUACCCCACCACUUGAAAUGAAAGAUGUCUAUACCUGUCAUCUAAAUAUAGAACCUGAAAACCCAAGUUAUCAGUGUGAUCGGCUGUGAGUUGUAUAAUCAUGUUAUACAAUGAUUCAUUACUUUUUUUUAUAAAAGCAAAAAGAAAAUGCAAGACUUUUUGAAUUAUGCUGUAUUUUUAUGCAUCACUUGGUCUGUAGUUGUAUAUAUUAUAUGAAGCAGUAAAAAUACACACCUGCCUUAUAGGUAACAACAUUUUGCCUUCGUAAUCUCUGAAGGAAAUAGUUGUAUAUAUACCUUAAAGUGACAAGUUAAAAAGCCAUGCUUUUUUCAUCACCUUCAUAGUAUAAUAGGCAAUCUGCUGACAUCAAAAGAAGUAAUUAAUAUUGAUAGAAAUCUUAACAAAUUAGUCUGAGUCAUCUAAUAACCAGCAAAAGGAAUUCUGCUUGGGGGAAGACCACCUAGGCAACAGCCAAGCCGCAUCUAAAUACCUGCCUAAAGCAAAGCAGCGACCUUGUAUGGCAGCCAUCAGGUCAGAUCUUGAAGGCAAGAAUGAAAGUUUAGUUUUCAAUGCUGUUUUAAAUAUGUUUUCAUAAUUAUUUCACUGUUAUAUUUCUGUGUAAAUUGCAAAGUAUAUGGCGGUAACAUACAGUAUGUUCUGUUUCAUUCUAAAUAAACAACACUUGACUUCA
Molecule: messenger RNA, 1953 nt
Organism: Rana temporaria (common frog)
Lineage: Eukaryota; Metazoa; Chordata; Amphibia; Anura; Ranidae
Product: opsin-5-like
Exons: 6
Coding region: 140-1351 (403 amino acids)
Biological process (GO): G protein-coupled receptor signaling pathway
Cellular component (GO): membrane
Molecular function (GO): G protein-coupled receptor activity
Source: RefSeq, a predicted model, not a curated record